AAAAUGAAACAGAUUUGAAUUUGUUGUGUUGACUGCAAAUGCAUUCUUUUCGCUUAUUUAUUUAUUUGAUUCAAAUAUUUAAAUAAACACAAAAUAAACAAUUACAAUGGAACUAAAUAACACCAUACAACCUAUUUGUCAAGCUUGUCUUAAAUAUUCCACAGAAUACAUUGAAAUGAACACUCUAGUUAUGGGCAGAAGCGUUGAAGAAUCUCCAACUUAUUUGGAAUGCUUCAGAGAAUGUACACAACUAGACAUUGCAGGAGGAGACGGACAAACAAAGCAUAUUUGUAUUCCAUGCUCCAAAGAACUACAUAUUGCUUAUGGGUUUAUAGUCAAAGUCAGAAUUGCACACGGUAUUCUAAAUAAACAAAAUGUUAACCAAAAUCAUAAUUGGAAAGAGCAAGGUAGUGAUAUGAAUGCUGCUGCACAUGCACACCAAAAUGAACCGGCCUACAGUUAUUUUGACUUGGAUAAACUUGUCAUAGAAGAGAUCAUUGAGAAUCCUCAACAGCCUGGUGUGCAAUUCAAUUCAAAAUUCUACCCGUCAUCUUCGGCUUCGGUUAAUGCAUCUCGUCAAUCCAAUGUUACUGAAGAAAAAACUAAAAAAUCCAAUAAAACCAACAAUAGAAAAAGAAAGGCUAAUAAUAAUAAUACCGUCACAUCUGAUCAUCAACAGAAAGAUGAUGAUGAUGUUCCAGUAAAUAAUUCUUCUAAGAAAAAAUGUAAUCGCCCAAAAAAUCCAGAUCAAUGGAAAAAAAACGUUUUAAAAAGAAAAAGAAAUACUGGGGAAGCAUACCAAAUACAGUCAAGCAACAAAAUCAGAGAAGAAAGAAAAGUCAGAGAAGGAUGUUCAGAAAAAUGCAAAUUAAAAUGUCCAUCAAAUUUCAAAGAAGAUGAUAGAAAUAAAAUCUUUCAAGCUUAUUGGUCCAUGGGUGAUAUACAAAAACAAAGAGAAUUCAUUCACAAAAAUAUGAGCAUUAUUUCGCCAAAAUACAGAUACACUAAGAAUGCAGAAAAACCAAGAGACAACAACAAUGCAUUUUUUUUUAGUAAAAAUAUUAAAAAACUUCGGGUUUGUAAGACGUUUUUUAUAAAUACUUUAGAUAUAAGUAAUCGUAUAAUAAGAACCGUUCAGGAAAAGCGAAAGAAAAUGUAUGCAAGUAUGCAACUUGAACCAGAUAUGCGAGGUAAAAGUAAAGCAAAACAAAAAUUAAAAUAAGUUUUGUGUGAAAGAGGAUUUGAAAAUGUAUCGGUUCCAUUUGUAAACAAGAAACUCAUUCAUUAAAUUAUCGAUGGUUCUCAUUGGGAUUAUGUUGCUUAUCUAUGACUGGUAAAUUAAGUAAAACGAUGAACAAUGGAGUGCUUUAUGAAAAAAAACUGAAAACAACUAAAACAUUUUAUGAGAAGCC
Molecule: messenger RNA, 1412 nt
Organism: Episyrphus balteatus (marmalade hoverfly)
Lineage: Eukaryota; Metazoa; Arthropoda; Insecta; Diptera; Syrphidae
Product: eukaryotic translation initiation factor 5B-like
Exons: 3
Coding region: 107-1222 (371 amino acids)
Cellular component (GO): nucleus
Molecular function (GO): zinc ion binding
Source: RefSeq, a predicted model, not a curated record